AUGUCCGGUAAUGACAAAGGUCAUUUGGUUCGCAAGAGGUAUCGUUCAAAGCCUUCAAGGGAAGACUUUCAGUUCGGCAAAUCUUCCUCCAAGAAGGAAAACGUUCUUCAAAAGAACAUCUCUGUGAAACACGACGAUGACGACACAACAUCUCAGCAAGUGGUGAAUCGUCUGAAACAAACGGAGACAGAGAGACAGAUAACAGAGUUGGGCAAGCAGGAGAGUCUUCGACGUAACGACCUGUUAAAUAUCACCAAUCAGUUGCAGUCAUAUGGCUCUAAUGUUGACCAUGUGAUUGCUGAGACCCUCAAGGAUGAAAUAUCGCAAAUCAAAAUUUCUCUUCAAGAAAUCAGAGCGAGACGUAAUGCAUUAGCUGCUGCGUCUAUGCAAGGUAUGACAUAA
Molecule: messenger RNA, 402 nt
Organism: Guillardia theta CCMP2712
Lineage: Eukaryota; Cryptophyceae; Pyrenomonadales; Geminigeraceae
Exons: 1
Coding region: 1-402 (133 amino acids)
Molecular function (GO): protein binding
Source: RefSeq, a predicted model, not a curated record